This is a messenger RNA of Ilyonectria robusta, 1083 nucleotides long. RefSeq names its product chaperonin 10-like protein. Gene Ontology annotation, biological process: alcohol metabolic process. The coding region runs from base 1 to 1083 and encodes 360 amino acids. Gene Ontology annotation, molecular function: alcohol dehydrogenase (NADP+) activity; zinc ion binding. The record is from RefSeq and is a predicted model, not a curated record. The transcript has 2 exons. Lineage: Eukaryota; Fungi; Ascomycota; Sordariomycetes; Hypocreales; Nectriaceae.
AUGUCUUCCCCCGAUCAGUUCCAGAGCUUCCAGUCGCCCAGCGCCGACAACUGGCUCGAGUUCGAGAAGAACUCGUGGCAGCCCCGUCCCUUCGGCGAGAAGGACAUCGACAUCAAGAUCGACUGCUGCGGUGUCUGCGCCAGCGACAAGCACACCAUCAGCGGCGACUGGGGAGGCUGCCCCUACCCUCUGGCCGUCGGGCACGAGGUCGUCGGCAAGGUCGUCCGCGUCGGCUCCAAGGUCACCACCGCCAAGGUUGGUGACCGUGUUGGCGCUGGUGCUCAGGUUUAUUCGUGCAUGGAGUGCCGCCAGUGCAAGAACGACAACGAGACCUACUGCAAGCACCAGAUUGACGCCUAUGGCGCUCCCUACCUCGACACCGGCUUCACCACCCAGGGUGGUUACUCCUCUCACACCCGAGUCGAUGAGUACUGGGUCUACCCCAUUCCCGAGGCUCUCCCCAGCACCCAGGCCGCUCCCAUGCUGUGCGCCGGUAUCACCGUCUACAGCCCCCUGAAGCGACUCGGCGCCGGCCCUGGCAAGAAGGUCGGCAUCGUCGGCAUCGGUGGUCUUGGCCACUACGGUCUCCUCUUCGCAAAGGCUCUCGGUGCUGAGGUCUGGGCCAUCUCCCGCUCGCGUGCCAAGGAGGCCGACGCCAAGAAGAUGGGCGCCGACGGCUUCCUGGCCACUGGCGAGAAGAACUGGACCGAGGGCCACAAGAUGACCUUCGACAUCAUCAUCAACACCGCCACCUCGUUCGACGGCUUCGCCCUGAGCGAGUACCUCAGCCUGCUCGACAUCCACGGCCACUGGAACUCGGUCGGUCUGCCCGGUGGCGAGGGCCUCACCGUCCGCAACCAGGACUUCCUCGCCAACGGCUGCUACAUCGGCAGCUCCCACUUGGGUAGCCGACGUGAGAUGCUCGAGAUGCUGCAGCUUGCAGCCGACCAGGGCAUCAAGUCGUGGGUUGAGGAGAUUCCCAUCUCCAAGGAGGGUCUCCAGAAGGCCAUGCACAACCUCGAGACCAGCUCAGUGCGAUACCGAUCGUGCAUGGUCGGCUACGAGGAGGCCUUUGGUGCUUAA